ACGUUAUAUAGAGGAGCAUUGAAUAGUUAUUUUAUAUUUUUAUUAUUUUCUUUCACAGAAAGUUAAAUAUGUGGAAAGUUACCAGUGUAGUCGUCUGUAUUGUGGUUCUGUCUUUAAAGGCUAGUAGCUCGACCAUCCAACUACCAGACUGUCCAAAAAUCAUCACUCGUGCUGAAUGGCAAGCAAGACCUACUCGUGGACAAUCAGCUUUACCUGGACCUGUUCAAUAUGUUUUUAUACAUCAUGGUGCCAGUGGUGACUGUUUUACACCAGAUCAAUGUGCAGCUACUGUUAGAAGUUAUCAAAAUUACCAUAUGGAUUCACACAAAUGGGAUGAUAUAGGUUAUAGCUUUCUGGUUGGUGAAGAUGGGAAUGCUUACGAGGGUCGUGGAUGGGACCGAGUUGGAGCACAUACUCUGGGUUACAACACCGUUGGUCUAGGUUUUUGCAUGAUUGGAAAUUUUAUGCAACGUCUUCCAAACCAAGCUGCUCUAAAUACCUUAAAACAAUUGAUUGCUUGUGGAGUACAGAAUGGUAAAAUACAAAGUAACUACACACUACGUGGACACAGAGAUAUGGGAAGCACCGCUUGUCCAGGGACCACAUUUUAUAAUCUAAUUCAAACCUGGCCCCAUUACACCUAAUUGCUAGGCUAAAGCCUAGUUCACAACCCGCCGUGCGUGCUACUACGGGCAGUCUACGGGAAAUUCUUUUUUUUAGUAUACUCAUGUGUAAGACUUACGCAUUGCUGGCGUGUGUUCGGCAUCGUAGAAGAUCACAGACUGGCCGUAGAGACUUUUGGUCCUGCACAUGUAAAGUUUUCACCCGGUUUCUUGCGGUUGGUCUGCGAGCUACCCAACCUACGACCCGUGCGUGUCCAAACACGUACGGCGGAUUGUGAGCUACGCUUUAAAUAACACUACUUUAUCAGGUAUAAUAAAAUAUUUUCACACUA
Patella vulgata (common limpet) is the source of this 955-nucleotide messenger RNA. RefSeq names its product peptidoglycan recognition protein 1. The transcript has 4 exons. Bases 69 to 644 code for a protein of 191 amino acids. The record is from RefSeq and is a predicted model, not a curated record. Gene Ontology annotation, biological process: peptidoglycan catabolic process; innate immune response. Lineage: Eukaryota; Metazoa; Mollusca; Gastropoda; Patellidae. Gene Ontology annotation, molecular function: zinc ion binding; N-acetylmuramoyl-L-alanine amidase activity; peptidoglycan binding.